AUGUCAGACCCCAGCGAAGAUGAAUACGACAGUGUCAGCGAUAUAUCCGAGAUCAGCCCAGAGUCGGAAAUCCUAGCACCAGUUCAAAAGAGGAUUGAGGAACAGUUGAAGAAACACUUACAGGAAGUUAAUCAACAGCUUAAUGAAGCGAACAAUGAAUUUAAAGCAGUUCAUAUGGAGCGUGAGACCUGUGGCGCGAAUCUAUACAACGCCCAGCAACAGCUUGCUCGGCUCCAAGAGACUUUAGAAUCGUAUAAUGAAAGUCACUCAGCUAUUCAAGCAGAGUAUGGGGAAAAGCUUAUGGAGCGUGACAAAUUGUCGAAUAUUACCGAAGAAGCCCAGCAAAAGACUGACGAUAUGCAAAAGCAAUAUACCAAGUUUCAGGGUGAACUUUCUAAGUUAAGUGAGACCGUCCUUAAAGUGGAGCAAUUUAAUGAGCAUUUGAAAGAUGAAACAGAGCUUGAGCGACGAGCUGCUCAUAAGACUGAGGAUGAUGUAGUUGCUUUAGAGAAAGCAAAGUUGCGCCAAGAUGCUCUCGUUCGGUCACUGGAAGAGCGUAUUCAAUCGUUCGAAGAGCAGUCUGCCUCUCUAAGUGAACAAAUUGAAACUCAACAAAAGGAGACACAGGCUGCCCGAGAUAUACUUGCUGAAGCGAUGGGCGAGAUUGAAGCGAUAAAUGUCGAAAAGAAGCACCUUGCACAACAAUGGAAAAGUUCACUAAUCGGUAUUCAACGCCGGCAUGAUGCCAUGAAAAAGACAGAAGAAGCUCUUCAUACGCAAAAGGAAACCUUACAGACUCUUGAAAACGAAAUCACACGUUAUCGACACGAUAUUAAUACAGAACAAACAGAAAAUGCGAAAUUGAAUGAAUUUGCAUCACGAGUGGAAAAUGAAAUAAUUGUGCUGGAGAAGCAAAUGGAUAUUCUGUACGAGAAGAGGGACAAAGCUUCUGAAAGCUACUCUCUUCUUAAAUCAAGUGUAGAGCAAACCGAAGCUGAGAUCAAGGUGCUAGAACAGCAGCUCAAAGGCAAGUCUAAGGAAGUCAAUGAAUUGAACAAGCACAUCCUGAAGCAUGACAACGCGGUGAAGUCGAUGGAGAGUGAAGUUCUGAAAUACCUCACUGAACAAACAUCAUUGAAAAAGGGAAGCCAAGACGUUUUGAGAGAGAUAGAAAAGAUAAAGGAGACUAUCAACACAAAAGAAGUUCAAAUCACAAAUAUGGAAAAUGAGCUUGCUCGAAUCAGAGUGGAUUACUUGCAGGCUACUGCGUACAAUGAAACUCUCCAAGAAACUCUGGACGGUCUUGAAACUGAGUUGCAGACACGUGGCGCACUUAUCGAAAAGAUGCAGCAAGACAUUCGACGCCGCAAUGACGACAUCGACAGAAAGCAAAAGAGGCUGGACCAGCUCAAUCAGCACUACGAACAAAUUAUGAGUGCUCACAAUGGUGAGAGCGAUGAACACAUUGGACCCCUUGAAGCUACUAUUAAUAGUCUUUCGAGGGCUAUUUCAGAAAGGUCGAAGGAGAAUGAGGUGCUUCAACAAGAGUGGAUCAAAUUACAAACUGAACUAGUUGAUUACAACAUCACAAUGAAUGAAAUCAAUGAAGCUAUUCUUGAUUACCAAGCCAAGAGUACAAUUUUAGCACAGAAAAGAGAUCGGCUAGCCUCUGCUAUUCAGCUAAAAAAACAGGAGAUUGCGUCGUUAUCUAGCAAAUCAGAAUCCAUGCAUGUCGAAAUGAAACGAAUCAAUACUUUGCUAGUUAAAAAUGUUGAAACCACGAAGAAUACUACCAAUGAAGCAUUUCUUUUAGAGAACGAACUUCUGAAGCGUCUAGAGGAUAAGAAACGCGAAGCUAUUCAGCUUGAGUGGAAAGUUGACGCAGCUCGACAGGCUAAGUCUGAUAUUCUUCAACAAAUACUGGACUGUGAACGCGAUAUCUUAUUCUGGGAUAGAAAACUUCAAAUAGCACGUGAAACUGAAAUGGCUCUUGAUCCUUCAAUUGGACGAGCGGAGGUUGAAAAGAUGAAAAAAGAGAUUGCUUUUAUGGAGGAGCGCCUCUCACAACUUCAACGGGAACAGAAGUUUCUGAUUACGGAAAUGCAAAAACUUAUUGAUCAUCGAGAGAUCAUUCGUAUGAAGGGAAAAGGCGUUUUAAAUGCUGUUCACGCCCAAAAGCGCGGUGUAACACGCCUUGGAGUUCAAAAAGAAAAUACACAGUUAUUCAAAGAGUUGAAUGGAAAACGUCAGGAGUCUCAGGCUAAAGAAAAACAGGUAAAAGAAAUCUUAGCUGAUAUGGAAAAAACGGUGUCGGAGGUCGACCAUACUAAACGUGAGAUUGAAGAACUUGAUGGACAGAUAGAGGCAUAUCGAAGACAGCUGGCUUCCAUCCAAAAAGAAAAAGAGCAUAUAGAUGAUGAAAAGGAACUCAAGCAAAACACUUUCCAACGGCUUCGCGAAGCUGAAAAGGGCUCAUACAAGCUUACCUGUUAUCCUGAGGAUACAGAAGCAGAAGAGUCGCGUUUGGAAGAAGGUAGGCAAAAUACGAUCCGAAUUAUCGAGGAGCUUGCUAGCCAAUUUCCAGAACUCACUUCAGAACUUCAAGAUCUGAUGGGAAGUGUAUAA
This is a messenger RNA of Phytomonas sp. Hart1, 2625 nucleotides long. Lineage: Eukaryota; Euglenozoa; Kinetoplastea; Trypanosomatida; Trypanosomatidae. The record is from the annotation of a GenBank genome assembly.